This is a messenger RNA of Prunus mume (Japanese apricot), 1940 nucleotides long. RefSeq names its product mitochondrial hydrolase YKR070W-like. Lineage: Eukaryota; Viridiplantae; Streptophyta; Magnoliopsida; Rosales; Rosaceae. Gene Ontology annotation, biological process: glycerophospholipid biosynthetic process. The record is from RefSeq and is a predicted model, not a curated record. Gene Ontology annotation, cellular component: mitochondrion.
CCGUAUGAGACAGUUACCGUUAAACUGUAGCCACGAGCACGAAGCUCAGAGAGCAAAGCUGAACCAGAAGAGAGAGAGAGAGAGAGAGAGAGAGAGAGAGAGAGAACGCGAUGACGCCAAUGAGGAUGACAUACCGUACGGUCUUCAAGGUUUAUCAGAGCAAAAAUAGAGUGCCAUAUUUGUUUCAAUCGCGUUCAUACUCUCAGUUGCAGUUUCAAUCUAGGCCCGAACCCGAACGGUCUUCGUUUGGAAUUGCGUUUGACAUUGACGGGGUUAUUCUCCGUGGCCGUGUUCCCGUUGGAGGGUCUCCGCGAGCUUUAAGGAAGUUGUACGGAAUAUCAGGUACUUUGAAGGCUCCUUUUCUGUUUUUGACCAAUGGAGGUGGCAUACCGGAAUCAAGACGAGCCGCUGAAUUAACUGAACUUUUGGGAGUUAACAUCUUGCCUUCUCAGGUUGUACAGGGUCACACACCUUUUAAAAAUCUGUUGAGAAGAUAUGAGAAUGAACUCAUUAUUGCUCUUGGAAAAGGGGAACCGGCUCUUGUAAUGUCUGAUUAUGGUUUCAAAAAAGUUCUCUCAUUAGAUGAGUAUGCAUCCUACUUCAAGAAUAUUGAUCCUGUAUCUCAAUAUAAACUGUGGAGAACUAAGCAGGCAUUGGAUUGCAGCCACCCCAAGGAGUCUGUGCCAAGAUAUGAUGUUUAUUCUAACAGGGUUAGUGCAGCUUUUGUCGUCAGCGACCCUGUAGAUUGGGGCAGGGACAUUCAGGUUCUCUGUGACAUUCUAAGAUCUGGAGGGUUUCCUGGACAAGAGAAUGGCCAUCAACCACCUCUAUAUUUUGCCGCAGAUGAUCUUGAGUAUCAGGCUGCAUUUCCUUCUGAGCGACUCGGAAUGGGUGCUUUCAGAAUUGCACUUGAAAGCAUCUUCAACAGGAUUCACCAUGAUGCUUUGGAAUAUGUCUCUUUUGGGAAGCCAAAUCCGUUUGUGUUUAAGAACACUGAAGCUCUAUUGACACAGCUUCAACCAUCUCAUUGUCAUAAUGAUACAACAAAUACUGGAAACUCUCAGUCGCAUGCUUUCAAAACCCUUUAUAUGAUUGGUGACAACCCUUCAGUUGAUAUCAAAGGUGCUCAACAGGCUGGACAUCCUUGGUUUUCUAUUUUGACGAGGACAGGCGUUUUUAAGGGGAAAGAUAAUCAUGCAGAGUUUCCAGCAGAUCUGGUUGUGGAUACCGUAGAAGAGGCAGUGGACUACAUUCUGAAGAGAGAAGGAACUUCUUAGCUCAGAAAAAAGAAAGAAAAGAAAAUUUACUCAAGAGUGAUUAUGUAUGUACUGGGUUUCGCUUGUAUGGUUGACAGAAAAUUGGAUCAAGCAGCUCUUAUAAUUGAAUGCAAGCUCAUAUUCAGUUUCAUGGCCUUUUCUUUUUAGCUGAUUUCAUGGCUAAAAAUUGAUCCUGUGCUAAUCCUAGGUUACGCGCUGAUUUCGGUACUGAUGGAUAUUUUGAUCACGAGAGCCACUAUCCUUACAAUUGCCACAGGACAAGUACAAAGGAGUGGUUUUCGUGCAAGCAAGUUCACCACAAUCUGCUUGCGUAAGCUCAGACAAAGUAAUGUUUACCUUCUCAGUGCCUUUGUUCCACUAUGGAGGUUAUUAUGGAAAGUUACCCAUUUUUUUCCCAUACUCUUUUUCUGUCUAUUAAAAUGACAGCCUUUUCAUCUGGCAUACGUACACGAAUAUUAUCAUCGACUCGGCUCAAAGCAUAUGAUCAAAGCUCUAGUGGCGCACAUAGCAAUAUCAGAAUGGAAUUCUCGUCGGCCGGUAUGUACACAAUAGAUGACGUUCUUCCACCCCAAUUUUUUUUUUUUUUUUUUUUUUUUUAAGAGAGAGGAUAUGUUACUCUGUAUGUUUGCUUCAAUUGAAUGAAGGAAAUCAUGAAUCGGGAAA